Chilo suppressalis (striped riceborer) is the source of this 2783-nucleotide messenger RNA. Lineage: Eukaryota; Metazoa; Arthropoda; Insecta; Lepidoptera; Crambidae. The record is from the annotation of a GenBank genome assembly.
UCUCUCCCAGCACUACCCCACGUCAGACGCGAAAAGCAACGGGCGGGGCGGCCACGCCUACGCCCAGCUUACGGCGGCGGUACCGCGUCAAAAGUGCCCUGGUCGCCGCGGCGAAAACGGCUGCUCCCUAGCGCGCUUGACGAAAAAAAAACAUACGUCACGGUUCCGCUCCCGCGCUGCGCACACAGAUCCGGCGGAAAUUUCGCUUUUUUUUAAGUUUUACCUGUUCGAUUUUUAAAAUUCACUUUUUUAUUUCUUCAACAGCUAUAACAUUCAAUCAUAUAAGUUGUUGACAGAGUUUAUUUUUCAAUUGUAACUGUAACAUGAAACGCUUAUGAACUCAAGUUUUAGUUAAAUAACUAAGUAGUGAUAGUUUUUUUUUAUAACAAUGGAAGUCGCCCAGACUCCCCUUCAGCUCACUCAGGAUCAUCAAGACGGCAGAAUCAGGGCUGACGACAGCACUUCGCCCCUAAGAUGGUCGCCCCCCACAUCAGCUGCUUUGGUGGCGGCAGCGUUAGCCCCGCCAGCUCUCAGACCUUGGCUGCCAGACACUCCUACGAAGAAAUCCAACCACUUGGGGCUGGUGUGUGUGGUGUGCGGCGAUACGAGCUCGGGCAAGCACUACGGCAUACUCGCGUGCAACGGAUGCAGUGGUUUCUUCAAACGAUCCGUCAGGAGAAAACUUAUCUACAGAUGUCAGGCUGGAACUGGAAGGUGUGUGGUUGACAAAGCCCACCGGAACCAAUGCCAAGCCUGCAGACUGAAAAAAUGCCUCGCCAUGGGAAUGAAUAAAGAUGUUCAUAUAUUCGCAGCGGUGCAGAACGAACGCCAACCACGAAAUACUGCGACCAUCAGGCCGGAAGCUCUGCGGGACAUGGAUCAAGAGCGGGCGUUGCGAGAGGCCGCUGUCGCAGUAGGAGUCUUCGGCCCCCCAGUAUCACUAGCGAUGGCAUUAUCACCCGCCCGGUACCCGCUGCUUUCGCCACAUUACGCCACACUACCGCCACAACCGCCACCGCCCGUGCAACCAGACUCUUCGCGGGACAAUGACGAGAAUACUACACACAACACUGACAGCGAUGAUGACAGUAUCGAUGUGACGAACGAAGAAGACUCUACAUCAUACUCGCCUCCUUCAGUCACCAGUUACACACAAAACUGUGUUCCUUACAGACCUUUGGGCGUGGAAAGCUCAGCGGAAACAGCGGCACGGUUGUUAUUCAUGGCAGUAAAGUGGGCCAAGAAUCUUCCCUCGUUCGCGAGUCUCGCAUUCAGGGAUCAGGUGAUUCUUCUGGAAGAAGCUUGGUCGGAACUGUUCCUUCUGAACGCUAUACAAUGGUGUCUUCCUCUAGACACUGCCUGUGCAGCACUAUUUGGAAGCGACCAGACUGACCAAGAGAACGGUGUGAACUCUGCAGUGUUGAGGCGAUUACGUGAAGUGCUCGCACGAUAUCGCGCCGUUCUGGUGGAUCCAGCGGAAUUUGCCUGUAUGAAAGCAAUAGUUCUAUUCAAAUCAGAAACGCGCGGCCUCAAAGACCCCCUCCAGAUCGAGAACCUCCAGGACCAGGCUCAAGUGAUGCUCAUGUCGCACGCGCGCGCCGCGCACGCCGCUGCGCCCGCGCGGUUCGGACGCCUGCUCUUAUUGUUACCGUUACUGCGCGUCGUACCACCACAGCAUCUUGAAGCGGAAUUCUUCGCUAAAACCAUUGGGAGGACGCCCAUGGAGAAGGUUCUGGCAGAUAUGUAUAAAAACUAAUUCUUCUAGCCGCACGGCCAUGAAGAAAGUUGUCGUAGUAUACAAGAACUGCCUCCACUGUUGAUAUGGUGCAAGUGAUUCGAACGCCUGCUGUUAUUGUUAUCGCUACUGCGCGUCGUGCCGCCACAACAUCUCGAGGCUGAGUUCUUCGCUAAAACUAUAGGGACGCCCGAAUUAGUAUAAAAACUAACUGAUCUACCCGUACAACUAUCUUUAAACGAAAUACUACGCCAAGACAAGAAGCCAAACUGUUACUACGUUUGGUACCGCCACAACAUCUUGAAGCGGAAUUCUUUCCUAAAAACAUUGGGACGACGCCCAUGGAGAAGGUACUGUCAGAUAUGUAUAAAAACUAAAUCUACCAGCCGCACGCCCAAGAAGAAAGUUGUAGAAGAUAUAUAAAAACAAGCUGCCUCCACGGGGCAGGGGAAAUUCUUCUGCUGCCUCGCCCGCGUUCUGGACGCCUGCUGUUGUUGUUGCUGAUCUGGAAUCAGAAUUCCUUGCCAAGACUAUCGGAUGUACGCCCAUGGAGAACAUACCGGUUGAUAUGAACAAGAACUAUUAGCUACCUCUAUUCAUAGAUACUUGAAUUGGUAUACUUAGCCGUGACUAUGAGCCGCACGUCGUCGCCCCGAGCGUUUCAGCCGCCUGCAACUGUUACUACCGCUACUGCGUUCGUACCACCACAGCACAUUGAAGCGGAAUUAUUCGCUAAAACCAUUGGGAGGAAGCCCAUGAAGAAAGUUCUUGCAGAUAUUUAUUAAAACUAGGUAUCUACCUACUACUGAUACUAGAGAUAGCAAUAUGGCCGCCUGCUGCUGUUACCGCUGCUGCGAUUCCUACCACCACAGCAUCUGGAGGCUGAGUUCUUUGCUAAAACUAUAGGACGGACGCUCAUAGAGAAGGUAAUGGGCGAUAUAUGUAUAUGUAUGUACAAAAACUAGCUAACUUCAUUCAUACAAACAUCUCGAGGAAGACUCGGCCACAUAGAUUUUAAAAUCGCCCCUAAGUGUAUGUAGCGGCAAAC